Molecule: messenger RNA, 1110 nt
Organism: Colletotrichum tamarilloi
Lineage: Eukaryota; Fungi; Ascomycota; Sordariomycetes; Glomerellales; Glomerellaceae
Exons: 1
Coding region: 1-1110 (369 amino acids)
Source: RefSeq, a predicted model, not a curated record
AUGCCAUUCACAAAGUUCAGGGAGCUCCCUCCCGAACUCCGCUUCAAAAUCUGGGAUGAGGCAACAGCCGGGCCGUCAAUACACAUCUUUGAUGUCUGUUUCCCGUCCUGGCGCGGCACCGAUCGAAGCAGACGAGCUUUCCAAUCCGCGGACGGUAAGAUUUCAGAGCGGAACCACGCGAGAUGGACAAAGUACAGAGAGUGCGUCUUCUUGGACGCCCUCGAAACGGGACCGGCGGAGCUAGCGCGACAUACGAGGAUAGCAAGACACAUGCACGAUCCAUCCGUCUACAAGCAACGGCAAACGAUGCGGCUAGUGUGUUCUGAAGCCUCGACGGCCGUGGAGAGGCGGUCAAAGCGGAGGAGUAUGAACUCUGUCUACCUCCCCGGUCGAAACCAGAGGAUAAAGUAUGACAACGAAGAAGACGUGCUGCUAUUGCGGUUCGGAGACGGCGGUGCCCUCACGGAUCUCAGCCACGGGGUUUUAUUUGGCGAAUAUGAGGCUUCGGGAGUGAACAACUUGACCGAGGUGCUUGAAGGGCCGUGGAGCGCCGAGAUAGCGGCGACGUUGCGUGAUGCGCGGCUCAUCGCUUUGGAUAUUGCGGAGACGUGGACGCCGGCAACGGUUGGGGCGGUGUUGUUCGAAGAGGUGGCGUAUCUGGCAUGUUGUAUACAACGGGGACUCCGCGUGCUGUACUUGGUCGACCACUGCCACGGCCGAUGUACCCGAUGCAAGAAGCAGGAUGUCACGAGAUCUCAGCUCCAAACCCGCGGCGAACUAUAUUUCCAGCUUGACAGUCGAGACAGAGACGCGGCCAGAUCGCGAAAAGCGGACGUAAUCCAUGGUGUGGGGAAGACGUAUCGGGAGGUGUUUGAUCUGGAGGGCAUGGGUUGGUCGGACGAGCACCCGAUCUACGUGUUUGCGAGGGUUAUGGACGAGAUGAUCAGGAGCCAGCAGACAGACGCUGCUACGCAGGAUUUUGAGGGAAUCAGGGUGUUGCUGGUGGAAGACGAUGAGUUGGAGGGCGUGGACAGCACGACGGCAAUGGACUGUUAUCCGGACAGCCGUUCAGAAGUCGCCAAUGAGAGCGUUGACAUGAGCCUGCGGUAG